AUGUCUGGAAAACGUGGACGCCGUCAUCGCGGAGGAAUCAACAAACGCAAACCACCAAUGCCCAUCUAUCCAGCAUUUGCCCAAGCACCCAUAAAACCCCCAUUUUUCGAUAUGGUCAUGUUGCAAGAUUCGUUUGACGGAACAAAGAAUAACCUGGAUGCCGCGUUUGAAAAAGAGAUUAUUGAUAAAGCAAAGCUUCUUCAACCAACAGCAGUGGUUAAAGCAAAAGUUGGUGAGCUCACAGAGCAUAUUAUCAAUGCGCUAAACUUGGAAAAAGAGGAGAAAACUUUGGCGGAUGUUGUGAUAAAUCAUGUGGCCAAAGUUGGAAGUUUCAAUACAGAUACAACUUUAAACACUUCUGCUAAAUCCGAUAUUGCACUUCAGUUAUGCACCUUACCUUCUUGUGAGUUUUUUGAAUAAAUUUUCCUGAAAAAAAUCGGAAAACCUUCAGUUGAAACCCUCUCCGCCAUCAGCAAGCGAGUAAUCGAAAAUAUUCAACAAAAAUCAAAUUUCAAAGAUGUGAUAACUGCCGUCAAUCAUGAUUAUGGAUGUUGUAUAAUGACGCCCAAUGCGCAAGCUCGAAUUCUAGUCACAAUUUUGCCAGAAAUUUCGGAAAAAUUGGAGCCGGACUUGCAUUUGGGGGAGAAGAAGUUGAUGCUGAAUUAUUUUUCGAUUCGCCACUCGGAAUGGUUCCAAGAAGUUAUUGAAAGUAUCGAUUCGUUUACACUUUUGGAGUUGCGAAGUUUGAUUCGAGUUUUGAGACAUGCUAAGAAUCGAUUUAUGGAUUUGCAAUCGUUAUCGAUUUGGAAUAUUCAUUUUUUGGUGAGUAAUUUUAAGAAAAGAGCUGAAAAUUUUGUUUUUGUAUAGUUUUUCACGCUGAGAAAGAUCAUGUCUUCAGUUUUUGCUGAGCGACUCUCCGAAGAGCCCAAAUGAGCCAAACGUUGCGGAUUUUCUGAAAAUUCGUGGUUUUGAGAGCCCGUAACUCAAAAAACUGAGUACAGGGCUACCAAACUCAAAAGUUUUGACAAAUUUUUCCAAAAAAAACGUCAGCAAAUCUAAAAGCUACUAGAAAUGCGUCAGCAAAUCUAGAAACUAUCUGAAAUGCGUCAGCAAAUCUAGAAACUACUAGAAAUGCGUCAGCAAAUCUAGAAGCUACCUGAAAUGCGUCAGCAGAUCUAGAAGCUACUAGAAAUGCGUCAGCAAAUCUAGAAGCUACCUGGAAUGCGUCAGCAACUCUUGAAGCUACUAGAAAUGCGUCAGCAAAUCUAGAAGCUACUAGAAAUGCGUCAGCAGAUCUAGAAGCUACUAGAAAUGCGUCAGCAACCUAAAAUUUAAAAAAUUCGUCAGAUUCGUCAGAAAUUCUCAACUUUUUGCUCAUUUUUGGGCUCUUCAGAGAGUGGCUCAGCAAAAACUGGAAAUAGGAUUUUUAUCAGCGUGAAAACUGUACAGAAACUUUUAUGUCUCAUUGAAAAUCUAUAAACAUGAGCAAUGCUCUAUACGUCUGAUUUUUACCUCGAAAACUGAAAAAUUUUGAGGUUGAAAAUAUCAAUCUAAUAUGAGCAAUGCUGGUUCAAACAUUGCUCAUAUUAAAAUCACAUUUUUUUCCUAAUUUUAAUCAUAGAAAUUCCCCCAAAAAAGUGUUUUUCCCAGGCCUUCUACUCUCUCCUCAACGGUCCACGUGGCACCAAAGUCAACCUCGGCACCGCAUUCCGUCGCUUCUUCGAACUCCUCGCCGCCGGCAUUCUCCUCCCGAAAACCCGCUGCAUGAUCGAUCCAACCAGCAAAUCCAUGCAAAUCGGCUGGGAACUGACCAACGCGCAACGCGACGCCCUCACAAUGGCCGGUCAAACUAUGGUCCGCAUUUUCGCCACCGGCAACGAUGGAUAUCGCGCAGUGUUGGGCACACUUGCCACAUGUCAAGGCGUCGAUUUGACGCAACAAAAAUCGGCGUGGAAUGGGAUUGUUGUGGAGCCACUUCGUGAUGCUUUCAAGGAAGGAUGUAUGGAUCCUUAUUUAAUCGAACCGGGUUUUGUGGAAAUUUAA
This is a messenger RNA of Caenorhabditis angaria, 2043 nucleotides long. NCBI's taxonomy places the organism in Eukaryota, Metazoa, Nematoda, Chromadorea, Rhabditida, Rhabditidae. The record is from the annotation of a GenBank genome assembly.